This is a messenger RNA of Ananas comosus (pineapple), 1788 nucleotides long. Its product is annotated as putative amidase C869.01. The record is from RefSeq and is a predicted model, not a curated record. The coding region runs from base 62 to 1660 and encodes 532 amino acids. The transcript is spliced from 5 exons. Lineage: Eukaryota; Viridiplantae; Streptophyta; Magnoliopsida; Poales; Bromeliaceae.
CACAUGUACACUACUCACUCUUGUAGUAGAAUCGAAUAACACAAACAGAUAAACAAACACAAUGGCUCCUCCUCGUCCUCCCUCUCCCCUCUCCCCCCCUCAAUUUAUCAUCGUCGUUGUCGUCGUUGCUAUCGUUCUCCCGACGAUCUCCGGCCGUGGAUUCGAGAUCGAGGAGGCGACGAUCGACGGCAUCCACCGCGCCUUCGAGAGCGGCGAGCUCACCGCGGCCCAGCUCGUCGGCUACUACCUGGACCGGAUCCGGGCGCUGAACCCGGCGGUCCGGGCGGUGGUCGAGGCGGACCGGGCCGGGGCGCUGGACCGGGCGGCGCGGUUGGACCGGGCCGGGUGGGCGGGGCCGGUUCGGGGGCUCCGCGGGAUCCCGGUUCUGUUGAAGGAUAACAUCGGGACGGGGACGGGGACGGGGGCGCGGUUGAACACGACGGCGGGGUCGCUGGCGCUGCUCGGCGCGGCGCCGCGCGGGUCGGGCGCGGCCCGGCGGCUGCGGCGCGCGGGAGCGGUGGUCGUGGGGAAGGCGAGCCUCAGCGAGUGGGCCCACUUCCGCUCCUUCACCGCGCCCAACGGGUGGAGCGCGCGAGGGGGCCAGGGUCGGAAUCCAUACGUGCUCUCGGCGGACCCAUGCGGGUCAAGCAGCGGGUCGGCGAUAGCGGUGGCGGCGAACAUGGUUGCGGUGGCGCUGGGGACGGAGACCGACGGGUCGAUCAUCUGCCCGGCCGCCGCAAACUCCGUGGUGGGGAUCAAACCCACUGUAGGACUCACCAGCCGGGCCGGAGUCAUUCCUAUCUCCCCUAGGCAAGACACCGUCGGCCCUAUUUGUAGAACAGUGUCAGAUGCUGUCCAUGUGUUGGAUGCAAUUGUUGGCUACGACCCAGAUGAUGCAGAAGCAACUAAACUGGCUUCAAAAUAUAUACCUCAAGGGGGCUACAAGCAAUUUUUGAAUUUAGAGGGACUAAAGGGAAAGAGACUUGGGAUCUUGAGGAAGGGCUUUUUUGAGUUCCCCCCAAAUUCAGUGCAAAAAAAGGUUUUUGAGGAGCAUUUCAACACAAUGAGGCAAAGAGGAGCCAUCCUAAUUGAUAACCUUGAAAUUGCCAAUGUGAGCAUCAUCCUUGAUUCCGAGCAAAGUGGUGAAUCAAUCGCAAUGUUAGCAGAGUUUAAGCUAUCACUGAACACAUACCUGGCACAAUUAUCCUAUUCUCCUGUUAGAUCUCUUGAAGAUGUAAUCGCUUUCAACAACAAGCACAAAAUCAAGGAAAGGAUGAAAGAAUAUGGCCAACCUAUCUUUUUGAGGGCUCAGAAAACUAGUGGAAUAGGCCCCGUCGAGAGAAGCGCGAUUUUGCGAAUGAAUCAACUCUCCAAGGAAGGGAUAGAAAUGUUGAUGAUGAAGAACCAAUUGGAUGCAGUAAUCACACCCGACGCUACUGCGACAAGUAUUCUUGCUAUCGGCGGGUAUCCGGGAAUUAGUGUUCCGGCAGGAUAUGAUAAAGCAGGGGUACCUUUUGGUAUCUGCUUUGGGGGUUUAAAGGGUUCAGAGCCUAAGUUGAUUGAAAUAGCUUAUGCUUUUGAACAAGCCACAGCAGUUAGAAAACCUCCUACAUUCAAGUCAAGUUUAACAGCAAAAUCUAAACUAACCACUGAGUGUUGAGAGCUAAUGAACUGCAAUAUCCAUCUUUACAUUCUAGGCAUGUUUAUGUUGUCUUUGUGUUAAAAUUGUUCAAUAAAUCUCCUUUUGACUUUGAGAGAGUUUAGAGAUUGUUUCAUCUCUCUACUAUA